AGUUAGCAGGUUCAAAGACGAGUUUUUUUUUUUUUUAAGGAAUUAUAGAACGCCUUGACGGAGAGGACGUGCCAAAAAAUGGCCGCUGUAACGAGCAGCAAAUGAGCAGAAAUCUUAAUUUCCCCACGGAGAUAAUUUGACUGACUCGAAGGGUAACCUGGCGAGCUCCAUGGGAUACAAUGAGCAGCCAGAAAGCUGUUUAGCUAGCUAGCCGAGGAAAUACUGAUAGCAGCAGGCACGUUCAGUGGCUAGCCCCUGAAACAGGAGUGCUAAUGAAGAAGAGGAUAAUGUCUGUUUAUUUAAUCUCGAGGUUGUUUUGUUCUUACUGGAUGUGUGUGUGAGUUUAGUGCUGUAGUGUCUUGGUGCGGUGUAGAAAUUAAACCCCGUUUAUGAGAAAGUGGCCUAGCUAGCAAUGCUAAAUGAAUACACUGCUGUAGUGACUAGCUCGCUCUGUUUGUGUUUGCUAGCAUUAAUUCAGACCCGGGUAAUUAAAUUAAAUUAAGUUAAUUUGGGUUGUUCUUGGGGUGAAAAGUUGUUAGUCGUGGAGUUCAGUGAGUUUGGAUUAGCUGAGCUGGAGUGAAGUGAUGAAACGGUGGCUAAUGUUGUUCAGGCCUAAACCUGGUGCCUCAAUCCAGUGAGGUGUUCAGCUAAAUAAAAAUAACCAGCUGGAAUGAAUAACGUUUAAUAAGUUUAUCAUCACUGCGUGUUUAAUGUUACAUAUCUUUUACAAAAUGCACCAGGUCCGUUCCUGCUUUAUUCUGGAUGCUGGAGAUCUCAGGAUUAUGAUCUGGAGAAGCAGUGUCUCUAGAACACACUAGUCUUAAACCUCUAUAAAUAUUCCUGCUCUUGUAUUUUCAUAUCUCUGGAAAAAAAAAUGUAAACAAUAUAAGCAAAAUCCUGUCCUUAAAGCUGGCUUAGUUCUGUAUUUAGGUUCAAGAGAUGUCCUCAUCAUUAUAAUUUGUUGAUUUAAUUUCACACACACACACACACACACACACACACACACACAGGCCAGCGAGUUCUCCUUCACUUUUGUAUUUCUUCUAAUUUUUUUUUUUUUUUGAGACAGCUGUAAAGAAACCAAAGUCUUUACAGCUCUAUCUGAGCACCGUGUUGAUGUGGUCAUCUUUCAAAGAACGCUGUCAAAGGUCAAAACAUGUGAGAAGCAUGUGAUCAGGAAUCGGCGCAUCGUUGACCUGACCCUCAGUCAAUGAGAUUUGUCAGGGGAGCCUACUUUGAGAAGUCAGCCGAUGAACGUUGAGCAGUCGUCGCCAAUGGAAAUGUUAAAGCAGAGACUUUAAGGAAGGAGGGAUUUGAGCUACGUGGAGGAGGAGAAGAAGGCAGCGCUGAAAGAUGGGCUCUCAAGCACUACAGAUUUUGCGCCAGGGGGUGUGGGCUUCGCUGACCGGAGGCUGGUAUGUCGACCCCCAUCAGAGCACCUUCUCCAACUGCUUCCACCUCUACCUCUGGAUAUUCCUUCUUGCCUUCCCCUUUCUUCUGUACAUGGCACUGCCACCCACUGUAGUAGUAGCCGGGGCGUACUGCGCCGUGGUGGCCGUCGUCUUCACUGUUAUAAAGGUGGUGAACUUUCGCCUGCAUGCGAUGUUUGACCUUGGAGAGAUUGUGGAGAAAAGGCAGGCCUCGCUGACCACAGACCCUCAGAGAGUGGAGGAAGGUGAUGAAGGCUCCGGAGCUCAUGAUAGCAGCCAACACAGGGGAAGUGGUGUUGGUGUGGAGAUGACGGUGUUCAGAAAGGUGAACUCGACCCCUCCAGUGCGCUGCAGCUCCCAGCAUUCCCUGUUUGGACUGAACCAGGUUUCGGAAUUUUUACCACAACUCGAGGACCCUGGAGGCUCUAAGGACCUCAAAGAGCUGAUGCAAGAGCAGGGUGGUGAUGGUCUGACCUCAACACACCGAGAGGUUCUUCGGCACAACUCUCAGGAUACAAUCAGAGCCAGUGGUGUGGUUCAGUCCUGUCUUGCUGUAGCCAUUGCUGGGGAUUUUCCCAGUCUUAUGGGAGUGGGUGGAGUGAGGUCGGCAGGUUUUGGGAGCCUGCCCCUACCAGACUGUCCCUCCAUUCCCCCCUCACCAUCCAGCCAGGAGGAUGGAGAAGAGAAGGAGCCAGUAGUGGCCUGCAGCAAUGCGCUGGAGCAGCACACACAACGAAGGCCAGAGGAGGCUCCUAUUGGUGGCUAUUCCCCACUUGGCCCUUCGGUGGAGUCUGAAAGCUUGGGCGAUGCCCCUCUCAGCCCUCUCAUCAAGAGCAGCUUGAGCGAAGAACUGAGUGAGAACCUGCUGGGCCUUGGUCUUGACCCGGUGACCUUUGGACCUGGAGCACAGCAACCAUGCAGCCACAGUGGUGUGGCACUGACAGCUGGAUCAACAGACAGUUGCGUGGCCACUGACCGAGAGACUUUGAGCACAGUCAGCAGCUACCGCAGUGAGAAGACUGACUCUACACAGCUUGAAAGCCCGUCUCUGGGCCACCAGCACCAGUCGGUCCCAAUGCCUUCCUCUGCAGUUCUAGUACAGGGUUCUUACCAGCAACCAGAGGACCCUGCAUUCUUGGGAGGCAGUGACACAGAUGAUCUUUCAGAUAGUGAACUGCUACGAUCUCCCUCCAAAGAGCUCCACCCUGGUCAGGGCCUGGAUCGAACUCUGGUGGAGGGUGAGGAUGCACCGGCACAGCUCCCAUCCCUACAAAAUUCAUCCCCUUCUAGCAGCAGUGGCCCCUCAGAGGCCUGCGAUCAGCCCCGGGCUGUACCCAUUCCCCCUGUUCCCCCUCCACGCCAGGCUGGAUCUGUGCCCUCGGGUCUGGUGUGCUCAGAACCGGCCUUGGCCGUCACCUCUGCACCCUACCUGCUGGUUGAGCCACCUUCCCUACAGGUUCAGCAGCAGCAAGUGGUGCGGCCCAAAGACUUGAAACUUCUGCGUGCUGGUGGCAGCAUUGCUCAGCGGCCCGGGCGCAGGAAAGCACCUCGUAAACGCGGUGCUGCCGGCAGCAGCAGUUUUGACUGUGGCUCGUAUCGACGCCGUCAUCAUGGACGCAGCCAACGCAGGGACUAUGUGCCUGUGCGCAGCAGGCUUGGCGCCAAAGCUUACAGUGAAAGCCUGUUCGAGGACUCCACUGAUGAGGACGAUGGCAGUGAUGCCAGCGCUGCUUCCAGCCUGGGCUCACAGCGGCGCUUCAGUUCAGACGACGAGGAUGAGGAUGACUCAAGUUCGUCUACCUCCUGCUAUUCCCCAGAUCCUGGAAUUGCCUCUCAGCCUGUCCCUGUUCCACAACUGCCUAGCCCUAACGAGGGGAAGGAGCCCGCUGCAGUAGGCCCCUCACACACUCGCAGUGCACAGCGCUCAGCCAGCACGGCUAGUGCCAAGACUCAUGCCAGGGUGCUCAGCAUGGAUGGUGCUGGUGGAGGCCACACCAGCACAGGAACUCUAGCUUCCACCAUUUUGCCAUUAGCAGCUGCUUCCACUCCUGCUCCACGGCCCCUUACCAUGUCAAAGUCUGACCUGGAGGCUCGCACUGGACACUCGGAGGUUUUUCCCAGGGCUCACAGGCUCGACUCUCUGGGAGGCUCAUGGGCUGGGAACCAGACUGGAUGGAGGGCGGGAGAACUGCUGGAAGAAGGUGCUGUUGGAGGAGCUUUGGCCUCUGAAGAAGGAAGUAAACGGGACUCUGUAAGCAGCGUCAAGAGGACACAGGCCAUCCGCAGAAGACAUAAUGCAGGCAGUAACCCUACUCCACCUCCAUCCACCAUGGGCUCCCCACCAAGCCUCCAAGAUCUUCAGCGGGCCCGUGCCUCAUCCCAUUCCCGUGCACGAGCCCUCCCUACAGCCUUACAGUUCGCCUCGUCCCUGCUGCUCCCCCGCAGCGGCGUGCAUGAAGCCUCAACGUUUGACGACACCUCUGAGGGAGCUGUGCACUACUUUUACGACGAGAGUGGUAUAAAAAGAUCAUACACGUUUGGACCUGCAGGAGGAGGCUAUGAGGACCCAGUGCAGGAGCGCGAGAGACAGUCCCAGUCCUCCAGCUUUACCUCCACUGAUGUACAGGACGUAGCUCCAGCAUUGUCCAUGCUUCAGCCCAGACCUGUGGUCCUCCAGGGCAUGCAGGUGCGCAGGGUACCCUUGGAGAUGCCCGAGUUUGACUUGGAUCACGAGUCCCUGCAGGAAUCUCAGGAAAACACGCUGAUGAUCGAGGAGAAAGCCAAGCCGAAACAGUACUACAAGUUCUGGGUGUUGCCAGGAAAGUGGCUUAGAGUGCGCUAUGACCGGCUGGCCCUUCUGGCCUUACUGGAUAGGAAUCGGCGGGUUGGCGAGAACGUGUUUGCCGUGGUGUUGGCCAGCCUGGUGGCCUUUCUUGGCUUCUUGCUGCUGCUGCAUGGCUUCUUCAGGGACAUUUGGGUCUUCCAGUUCUGCCUCGUCAUCGCCAGCUGCCAGUACUCCUUACUGAAGAGCGUGCAGCCUGAUGCAGCCUCCCCAAUGCAUGGCCAUAACUGGAUCAUCGUGUAUAGCCGGCCGGUGUAUUUUUGCUUGUGCUGUAUGCUGAUCUGGGUCUUUGACCUUGCCGGCCGUUCCAGCAACCUGCAGCCUUUCUCCCUCUAUGGAGUAACCUUCUUCUCUGCUCACUUCCUGCUGUGUGCCAGAGACAUGCUUAUAGUUUUCACCCUGUGUUUUCCAGUCAUCUUUCUCUUUGGACUUCUACCUCAAGUCAACACCUUUCUCAUGUGUUUACUGGAGCAGGUUGACAUGCACAUGUUUGGUGGAACUGCCACUACAAGCCCCCUGUCCUCACUCUACAGUCUGUUACGCAGUGUGUUAGUAGCAGCUCUGGUUUAUGGCUUUUGCCUUGGUGCUAUCAAUGCCCCAUGGGGUGAGGCUCAUGUUCCAGUGCUAUUCUCUGUAUUCUGUGGCCUCCUCCUUGCCUUAUCGUACCACUUAAGCCGGCAAAGCAGUGAUCCCACCGUCCUGUGGUCUUUGGUCCGUUCCAAAUUUUUCCCAGAGUUGGAAAGCAGGACCCCCGAGGAGUCGCCUCUGGAAAUUAAGGACCCGCUGCCAGAGAAAUUGCGCAACUCUGUGAAGGAAAUUUUACACUCGGACCUGGUCAUGUGUCCCCUCAUGGCCAUUAUCAGCUUUGCCAUCAGUGCCAGUACUGUCUUCAUUGCCCUGCAGCCCGCCCUUAGUUUUGUUCUGUAUAUACUAGCCGGGGUGGUUGGCUUCCUUACUCACUACUUGCUGCCUCAGUUUCGCAAACAGUUGCCUUGGUUCUGCCUGGCCCACCCAGUGCUACGUUCUCGCGAGUACAGCCAGUUUGAGGUUCGGGAUGCAGCUCAGCUCAUGUGGUUUGAGAAGCUCUAUGCCUGGCUCCAGUGUGUAGAGAAGUACUUCAUCUACCCUGCCGUUGUGCUCAACUCCUUGACCACAGAGGCCCACACCAUCAGCCAGAACCCUGACAAGCCUGGCACUUAUGGCCGAGCUCUGUUCAUCUCCAUGGCUGGAAUGAAGCUGCUUCGCUCAUCCUUCUGCACACCCUCUCAACAAUACGUCACCCUCUGCUUCACCGUCCUCUUCUUCCAGUUUGACUAUCCACGCUUCUCGGAAACCUUCCUGCUCGACUACUACUUCAUGUCCAUCCUCUUCAGCAAGCUGUGGGACCUACUGUAUAAACUGCGCUUUGUGCUGACCUACAUCGCUCCGUGGCAAAUUACUUGGGGUUCUGCGUUUCAUGCCUUCGCCCAGCCAUUUGCCGUGCCCCACUCGGCUAUGUUGUUUGUGCAGGCUCUGUUCUCCGCCCUCUUCUCUACUCCCCUCAAUCCUGUUCUGGGCAGCGCUGUGUUCGUCACCUCCUACACCCGCCCUGUCAAGUUCUGGGAGCGGGACUACAACACAAAAAGGGUGGAUCACUCUAAUACACGCCUGGCCACUCAGCUUGAUCGUAACCCUGGUGCUGAUGACAACAACCUAAACUCUAUCUUUUAUGAGCACUUGACUCGCUCGCUGCAGCAUUCUCUGUGUGGAGAUUUGCUCCUGGGCCGCUGGGGCACCUACAGCACAGGGGACUGCUUCAUCCUGGCAUCGGACUACCUCAACGCCCUCGUGCACCUCAUCGAAAUCGGCAAUGGGCUUGUCACCUUCCAGCUCAGAGGCCUGGAGUUCAGAGGUACGUAUUGUCAGCAGCGAGAGGUGGAGGCCAUCACUGAGGGUGUGGAGGAGGAUGAGGGCUGCUGCUGCUGUGAGCCAGGCCAUCUGCCCCACAUGCUGUCCUUCAAUGCGGCUUUUGGUCAGCGCUGGCUCGCCUGGGAGGUUGCUGCUACCAAAUAUGUCCUGGAAGGUUACAGCAUCAGCGACAACAACGCGGCCUCCAUGCUGCAGGUGUUUGACCUGCGCAAAAUUCUGAUCACAUACUACGUUAAGAGUAUCAUUUACUACGUGAGCCGCUCACCCAAACUGGAGGAGUGGCUGUCCAAUGAGACGGUGCAGGAGGCCUUAAGACCCUGUCUCAGUGCUUCCUACGUUGACAGUGACCCCACCUUUAACCUGAAUAUUGAUGAAGAUUACGACCAUCGAGCCUCUGGCAUCACCCCAGCUGCCUUCUGUAUGGUCUAUCUGGACUGGAUCCAGUACUGCAACAGCCGCAGACAGAAGCCUGUGGACAGUGAGAGAGACUCCCCUCUGGUCACACUUUGCUUUGGGCUUUGCAUUUUGGGCCGCAGGGCUCUUGGCACAGCGUCACACAGCAUGUCUGCCAGCCUGGAGCCAUUCCUCUAUGGCCUCCAUGCUCUGUUCAAAGGCGAUUUCCGGAUCACGUCACCAAGGGAUGAGUGGGUGUUUGCAGACAUGGACCUUCUGAACCGAGUGGUGGCACCUGGUGUGCGCAUGUCCCUCAAACUGCACCAGGACCACUUUACCUCUCCGGAUGAGUAUGAGGAUCCAGCUGUGCUGUAUGAUGCCAUCACUGCUAAUGAAGAGAAGAUGCUGAUCUCUCACGAAGGAGACCCGGUUUGGCGCAGUGCCAUCCUGGCUAACAUGCCGUCACUCCUGGCUCUACGUCAUGUCAUGGACGAUGGCAGCGACGAGUACAAGAUCAUCAUGCUGAACAAGCGCUUUCUUAGCUUCCGAGUCAUAAAGGUCAACAGGGAGUGUGUGCGUGGACUCUGGGCUGGGCAGCAGCAGGAGCUGGUCUUCCUGCGGAACCGAAACCCUGAGCGUGGCAGCAUCCAGAAUGCCAAGCAGGCACUGCGCAACAUGAUCAACUCGUCCUGCGAUCAGCCUAUCGGAUACCCCAUCUACGUCUCUCCCCUCACCACGUCAUACGCUGGAGGUCACAGCCAGCUCCGGUCUGUCUGGGGAGGGCCCAUAAGCCCCCACAACAUCUACACCUGGUUCAUCAGCAGCUGGGACAGGCUACAGAAGGGCUGUGGUGCAGGCUGCAACAGUGGCGGGAAUAUUGAAGACUCUGACUGCGGCGGCGGAUCUUCUUCUAUCGGUAACAAUCCUGCGGUGUUUCCUCCCCAGAGCACAGCACCCACCGUGUCUCAGUCGCACCUUACCACUGUGCAGCCAUCCAUGGGAACUGACAAUCCUGUUGGACCGAGCUGGCCUGUCCAUUCUCAGCCUCUUCCCUUGACCCUGCUUAGUCAGUCUGAGGGCCGGAUGGAUGCAGGCUUGGUAAACUCUCUACAACGUACUUCGUCCAUCCAGGGCUUGCUGGGUCAGCACCUGUCCAGCUCGCAGCUGUCCUUCAGUGCAUCUGUGGCCGUGCCACCCGCUGAGCGCUUCUGUCCAGGCAGCCUGCAGGACAGUGCCAUCCACAGAGCCUCUCAGAGGGGCGUCAGCAUGGGGCUUGGUCACGGAAGCGGCCUGCACUAUGACGCUAUCUAUAGCAAGUGGAGUUUGUCCGGCAGGAAAGGCUUUAACGGGCCAACGGCAGUGGAAGGGGACGGAGGCUUGUCUCACUGCAUCCGCACUCAGGCUUUCCAGCCUGUCCCACCUGCCCCACCCCCUGAGGUCAGCCCAACACUGGAUGCAGUGGGUCUGUCUGUGCCCACAGAGACCACACCCCUUACAUCAGAUCCUCCCAGUUUACGGGAGGAGGCUACCGAACUGCCUUUACUUGAGCACCUGCGCUGAGCCUCUACAUAGACUAACCUGCACAAAUAGGCCUCGACCAAGUAAAGCUGGGAUCCGGAGCUGGUCUCCUGUUGAAUCCAUGCUCAUUCCAGCUGAUGAAGAGAGCUGGGAGCUUUCUGUUACUUGAGGUCAAGCUCAGCUCUCAACCUGCUUUAUUUUACGCUUUGUGCUUUUUGCAGUGAUUUUGAUAUUAUUUGAAGCAUUUUUUGCUUAUUUUGUCUGGGAGCACACUCGGAAAAGGUGAUGCACAGCAACAUAGCAUUCAGGUCACACCCCUGGUAGGCCAAGCUGUAAGACAUGUAGUGAAAAUAUGAUCACUAUUUAAAUUUAAAAAUAGUUCUGAUCACUAAUCUGGCUUAAAUGGCUCCGAAGCUGAAAACAGCCAAGUCAGUACAAUUGAAAGAGAUUUUUUUUUUUUUUUCCCAUGUAAUGGUGGGUGUGAGAAGAUUCUUCGAAACUGGAUAUGAAUCCUUUGCUUCAACAUAAAGGGAAGUCUUAUCUGUAGCAGCGAACGUUGGCUGACGACACACUCCCUGGAUCCACCAUCCACAUGGACUGUUGAGCACCAGAAGAGUCAGCAGGGUUUUCAUCUCCACGACGAGUGGAAGAAACAUCUCGAGACACGGAGCUUGAUGUCCGCCCCCAUCCCUCCUCCUACUGUUCCUGUUCCCAGUUCAUCUACAGCACUCUGGAGACGUUAAUUAAAGCAAUUCAGUUAUUAAUGACACACUUAAAUUUCCAGUGUCCACAGAGAGCAGGUCAGCGUUGAAAACCCACUACCGCUGUGUUGUUCGCCAGUUUCAGGGAAAAGAUGUCGGUAUGUGGACAUACUUAAGCUCAGACACUUCCCGUGACUUUUGGUGCUCUUCCCUGCAUAGUUUACAGUCCUCUAAGGAGAGGACAAACUGGAGAACCCUUAAUGUAACCAGGGUUCGAACCUGAAGCAAAAGGAUCAACCAUUCAAAUGUUUUAUCAUCACCAUGAUGAGGGUAUAAUCUUUACUCCUCCAAAUCUUUAUAUCUAGUCCACAAUUUUGCUUGUGACCAUUUUUUCCCCCCCGUCCAAGGCCUACCCUGUCUGCUCAGUGGUCUCUGGACUUGCUGAAGUUGGAGGGAUACAGUGCUGCCUCCCUUGCCUCUUACUGCUGUCGAUCAGCAAGCACCUGCAGUACAGCUUCUUACUGUGAUACUACUGCUACUGCAAUAUCCCCUCUACUACUAAUGGGACUAACCAAACUACUGCUCCUUUUGACCUUUAAUCUCCAGCGUUUUAGUUGGAAGAACUUUGCAAAAACAAAUAAAGAUAUACACGUAUAAAACAAAAAAAAGUACAUAUUUAUUUGAUUGCUGUUUGAAGGUGGAGGGUGUGGUUUAGUGGGUUUUUUUUUUUUUUCUUCCUCCGUUCAUUGUGACUUGCUGAUGCUAACUGGAAAGGUAAUGCUACUCUGAUUUUCAGGACCUCUUGAAAUGUUUUCUUCCACACUCUCGAUCACUCUCAAUUUGCUGUCGUGUUUGCUUUAUAAUUCAAAUGGAAUUAGGCCCAAGAUUGGACAUGACGUCAUCUUUAUGUUGAAUCCAUCCCCACCACAAAACGAGUGUCAUUCUUUCUUUUUCUCUCAUUUUGGCCCUGCUUUAUUCUUAUCCAUUGUUUUGUACAUAUAAGGCUUUACGUUUGCGAUUUGUACAAAUUUACAGUCUGGGAAAUCUACCCAGCCGAUCAAUCACUCGUACCUAGUAGUAGAUCUUCUUAAGCGAAAGCUCUUCAUGUUUCACUACACCUAGGUCGUUGUUAAAUCUACACUUCGGAAGUCAUUGAGCAUUCGCAAAAGACGUCAUGCUAAAUAACUGAAAAGCUAAUUUCAGUAUUUUGCAAUCACACUCCGUGCAACCCUUGAAUAUUUCCGGGAGGUGUAAAGAAACGAUACGAAGAUCCUUACUCUUUAAAUUCUUCUUCGUAUUUCGGUGUUGUGAUCACCAUAGCAAUAUAUGAUGCCUUUUUUUUUAAAUCCUUCAGGGCUAGAAUUUUCUUUUCACACAUGGCAGGACGUACAGUAGAGAUCACAGUAAACGUUAAUGGAACGCUAGGUGUAGUGUGUGCUUGGUGUGCCCUUGUGGUAGCCACCACUUUUUCUUUAUGGUAAUGGAACCAUUUGCUUUAUGUUGCUCUUCUUCUCAGGUCUUAAAUCUUCCCUUGUUUUGCGAUCCAGCUUAGUUCUGUUCUCACAUAUGCUUACCAAGGGUCAGCUAAUGACCCUUUUGUCAUUUUUGACUGUAACUACUUCUAUAGAUCUCAAUUCAUUCUGGUCAAUGGCCUGAACAUUUUUUUUUUCCCCCCACUGUUGGCGCCAUUUCUUCUCCAUCUCUCCUCUUCUUUUUUUUUUUUUUUAAAGUGUAAUCUCUCCAAAGCGACGACAGGGUGUUCCUGUUCUGAUUUGGAGAAAGGCAAGCACAAGUUAUUGGACAGUCCCGGGUGUUGGUAAUAAAAAGGGAUUGAAUGAAUCUGUCGUUUAUAAACUUUUUUUUUUGUAUAUAAAUAUAUAUAUUUAAAAGUAUACAAAUCUAUUUUAUUAUUGGAUUACUGGUUAUUUUUCAAAGACACUAUCGUCAGUCUUAAGGGAGCUGUUCCUAAAGCACUCUCUGACAUUUGACUCGUGCAGUUUUGGGAAGGACAUCAAUUAAUACUGCUUUGCACAUGUAUUGUAAAAUAGUACACCAUCCCACAUUUUUUUUAAUCAUCUUUUAGUUAUGUAUGGGGUAUUUUGUUUUAUUUAAAAUCUGUUAUUCAAUAUUCAAAGUUGUAC
Messenger RNA from Neoarius graeffei (lesser salmon catfish), 10933 nucleotides. RefSeq names its product pecanex-like protein 3. Gene Ontology annotation, cellular component: membrane. Lineage: Eukaryota; Metazoa; Chordata; Actinopteri; Siluriformes; Ariidae. The transcript has 34 exons. Bases 1354 to 8133 code for a protein of 2259 amino acids. The record is from RefSeq and is a predicted model, not a curated record.